This is a messenger RNA of Leptidea sinapis, 4886 nucleotides long. Its product is annotated as putative fatty acyl-CoA reductase CG8306. Gene Ontology annotation, biological process: long-chain fatty-acyl-CoA metabolic process. The record is from RefSeq and is a predicted model, not a curated record. The coding region runs from base 266 to 1792 and encodes 508 amino acids. NCBI's taxonomy places the organism in Eukaryota, Metazoa, Arthropoda, Insecta, Lepidoptera, Pieridae. The transcript has 12 exons. Gene Ontology annotation, cellular component: peroxisome. Gene Ontology annotation, molecular function: alcohol-forming very long-chain fatty acyl-CoA reductase (NADP+) activity.
AAGUUCAAGUUACCAACUUGCGACACAUUGUCAGUUGUCACAUUGGAAAAGGGCAGGUAGCAACUGAAUCUUAGCUUAGACUAGUACUUACCGGUUCCGGUUGCAACUUGCAGUUAAAAACUGCUGAUUGCCGUAGAUUGUUGUGUGGGUUAUAUUAAUUUUAAGUUCGCUUUAAGAUUUUACUGCUGAAUUUGUGUUUCAUUAAUAUCUUAAGUGACUAAUUACGAAGUGAACCGCGGGGGAAACAUUGAUCAAAAAAUAAGCUAUGGAGGAGUCCAAAGUGCGGGCAUUUUACUCGGGCAAGAAUAUCUUCAUCACUGGGGGGACAGGGUUCGUGGGACUGUGCCUCAUCGAGAAGAUCCUGCGAUGUAUCCCGGACGCGGGGAAGAUAUACCUACUGAUGCGGGAGAAGAAAGGAAAGCAGAUAGCAGAGAGGUUGAAAGAGUUUCCUGAACAUCCGGUGUUCCAGAAGCUUCUAGAGUCAAAGACAACAGACGUGUUCAGCAAACUAGUGCCGAUUGCAGGCGACGUCGGCUCGGAGCGCCUGGGCCUUCGCCCAGAAGACCGCCAGCUGCUCACCAACGACGUCAACGUGGUCAUCCAUUCCGCAGCGACACUGGACUUUGAGGAGAAUCUCAAACCGACGGUCAAUAUUAAUGUCUUGGGGACGAGAAGAGUCCUUGAGCUGUGCAAAGAAAUCAAGGAUUUGAAGGCUAUGGUGCACGUGUCGUCAGCAUAUGUUAGCUCUUAUCUGAAGGAAGCUGAGGAGGUUGUGUACGAGAGUCCAGCAGACGUGGAGAGCGUCAUCAAACUGGUGGAGAAGUUGACGGAUGAAGCCCUAAAUGAUAUAGAGAGGACCAUUCUUCGCAGCCACCCAAAUACCUAUACGUUUACGAAGCACCUCGCCGAGCACGAGGUCAAAGCAAGCUCGCAGCUGUUCCCCUGCGCCAUCGUCAGACCCUCGAUGAUUGUUGCGUCAUGGAAGGAGCCUGUUCCUGGCUGGACCUGCUCCAAGGUCGGCCCGCAGGGGUUCCUGAUGGGAGCUGCUAAAGGCGUGGUGCGUCGCUUGCCGCUGGCCGCGGAGAACAUCGCGGACUACAUCCCAGUGGACGUGGUAGUGAACCACCUGCUAGUAGCGGGAUGGCACGCCACACACAAGGCCGGUCUGUCCGUAUACCACUGCACCUCGUCCACUCAGAACCCGUUCCGCUGGAGCAUGCUGGAGUCAUCCGUCAACGAUAUCCUUCACAACUACCCGCUCAACAGCGCUGUCUGGUACCCUCAUCUUCAGUUCGUACCAUCUCUACUCAUGUUCCGCAUCAGCGCCAUAUUUGUCCACUUCCUGCCCGCUGUACUGUUGGACAUGAUGCUACGUCUGACCGGGGGACGACCCAUAUUGUUUCGCCUUCACAAGAACGUGUGGAACUCUCUAAGUCGGCUCGAGACGUUUAUAUUCAGCGAGUGGCGCUUCCACAACCCCAACUCCAGGAAACUGGCUGAGGAGCUCAACGAACAAGACCAGCAGCUGUUCUUUAUCAACAUAUCUACUAUUUAUUGGCUGGAGUACUUCGUGAAUCUGCACCUCGGGGUGAGGAAAUAUCUCAACAAAGAGACGGAGAAGACUAUUCCUGCUGCCAAGAGGAAACAAACCAUUCUCCAUGUGUUACACUACGUUUGGCAGCUAGGGAUAUUGUCUCUGGUGUGGUUCGUGAUCUCCAGUGCUACCGGACUCACUGGCCUGCACACCUUGUGGCUCGUCCCGCUCAUAUACUUCCUUUACACCUUCCUCUAAAACCUUGGGGUUUAUCUGCAGGAAUGGGAUUACUAUUUGUGAAUAAACAAUUUAAACAGGGUUAUAUAACUGCCUGGUUAUAUAUUAUAUUAAUUAUUGAUAAUUUUCUGGAUUGUAUGUUUACUAGAAAAAAUAUCAUGUUACAUAGAAUAAGUUACUAAUUCUUUGAUAUUUUGUUGUUAUAUAAAUCAGUGGGAGGCUCCUUUACACAGGAUGCCAGCUAUAUUAUGGGUAUUACCACAACGGCGCCUUUUUCUGCUGUGAAGCAGUAAUGUGUAAGCAUUACUGUGUUUCGGUGUCAAGGGUGCCGCGUGAAAUUACUGGAAAAAAUGAGAUUUAACAUCUUAUGUAUAAAGGUGACUAGCACAAUAUUAGUGCCGCUCAGAGUUAUCGGGUUUUUCAAUAAUCCUGAGCGGCACUGCAUAGUAAUGGCAGGUUGUAUCAAUUACUAUCAGCUGAACGCCCUGCUCGUCUCGUCCCUUAUUGUCAUAAAAAAAUAUAUAGUCAUACACUACCGCGCCAUACUUACCGCUUGCACGCAACUACCAAUCAAUAAGAAUGUCAAUCAAAUAAACUGUCAAUGUCUGUGUCAAACGUGUGUUGGCUAAUGUCAUUCAUGACAUUGAUUAUAAAUGCCAAAUUUAUAUUAUCACAAGUAGUUUUCGAUUGGUUUAAUUAUUGUAAAAUUUUCGACACAUUAAAUGUGCGAUUGUGUACAAUUUUUAACAAGUUCCAAACUUUACCUAAGCAGAUUAUAUUUACUGGCAAAUAAUAAUAAACUGCACAAAUAAAAUUUUUACGUUAUGGCAAUCUUAUUCAGUCGUUUCACUUCCAAUGGCUGAAAAAGGCUCAAGGCCUUAAAAGCCGUUUAAAAUAGGCAAUAAAAAUAUACUUUCAACUAAAGUGUUCCGCUAGCUUUUAAUUAAAUGGUAUUUUUACAUGAGAUAAUAAAAAAUAAUUAUUAUUUUAUUAAUCAUGGGAAUCCUCAUACCAUACUCCAUUUUUUGUUAUUAUUAUAAUACUUAUAAUUAAACACUAAAUUAUUAAGUUGAUAUUUUAUUAUUUUACCUUAUAAUUUGAUGGUUUAAUGCUACUAACAAAAUGAAAAUUAUUUGGUUUUCAUACAACAAUAUACCUACAUAUAACGGAUAUUUUAUUACGAAAAAUUGUGUUUAUUGAGUCCGUACCACCAGUCUUAAUGCCACAAAUAAUAAUAAAAUAAAUAAGUAAAUUUUUUUUUUCACUAGAUUCCUUAAUAUAUAUUCUAAUAUUAUAAAGCUGCAGUGUUUGUUUGUUUGUUUGAACGCGCUAAUCUCUGGUACUACUGGUCCGACUUGAAUGAUUCUUUCAGUGUUGGGUAGUCCAUUUAUCGAGGAAGGCUAUAGGCUGUGUUUUUUUUUUCAAAAUUAGGGAUCCGUAAUAAAAUUGCUAUUUUGUAACACAAGGUGUAAAAUCGAAAACCUAUUUUUGCGUGCGCUGCAAAAACUAUUGACAAUAGAACAAAAUGAUGUACAGGCUAUAAUAUAGGCAAUAUUUUAUUACUUAUAAAACUAUCGCGUGAAUUAUACUUUAUAUGGCAAAACAACGUUUGCCGGGUCAGCUAGUUUACUUAUAAUUUACAAUCAUGGCUUUUUUUACAUAAACAUCUCAUCAUUUUUCAAUGAAAACAAUUGCCAUUUUGCACACUUGUGGUACUGAGUAUAACUCUUUGUAAUUGUCUGAGCAAAUUACGAGAUGGAUAUAUAUAUAGAUUUUUAUGAAAAAUAAACAAGUUAACACCUGGUUUAAAAACUGAUUAUUAAAUAUCAUUUAGAAAGCUAUUGUGAUGUUUUUUUCUCUUCUAAGAUAGGCCUGGGUCGCGUUUUAUAAUUAUUUUAAUAAUAAUAUCAGAGUAUUUUAUAAAUUAAACAUUUGUAGCAUUUAGUCGUGGGGGAGUUACUCUCAUAUUAUAUUUACACUUGUUACGUUUUUGCUAUAAUUACCAUAAAGAUUCUGUAAUAAAUUCCAUACAUUAGGUAAUUAUUAGUUAGGUAUUUUAUACGAGCGCCCACGAACAAACACUAGAUAUAAUCAGCUUUACGAAUAAACUUGGUAUGAAGGUGAGAACAAACUAUGAAUAUGCGAUAAAUAGAUAUUUGUAUGUUUACAAAUAGACAUUUUACUUAUGAUUGGUUUAUUCCCGCGUUUAUUAGCAAGGCUGCUCGACAUUCGGAAAACUUCUGAAUUAUCAUUGUAUUGACGGUGUCAGCGAUGCAGGCAACAUUUUGCAUAUUCUUCGUUUAUUCUCAGGUAUAACUUAAACCAAGUUUAUUUGUAAGGCCGUACAGGUAUACAUUAUAAACAUCAGGAAAUCUGCAUUGUAGGAAUUUUCUGACUGUCUCUGUGUUAUUAAUAAACGCGAACUAAAGUUAUUCCAAUUUUAAAACCUUUUGUCUUUAUCUUCCUUUGUCAAUACAGAAUUACAUGACAGGGCAAAGUAAUUUUAAACUAGGAAUAACUUUAUAUUGCGUUUAUUAAUAUGACAAUACAAGAUUAAAUACAAGAAUAUUCAUUAUUCGGUAUGGUAUUCAUGUGGAAAUAUAUACAAUAUUUAAAUGAUAACCGUCCAUUUUGUACAAUUAUGUUAUACCGGCUGUAAAUCAAGACAGGGGAGAUGUUCAGUGCUUUGUAUUCAAGGCCUUAUAUAAAAGUGGUCUUAGUAAUAUAUUAUAGAGAUGAUUUUAUGGUUGUAUCAAUAGGAAAUGUAGUGAGGCUUGGUCAAAAUUAUAGAGUAAUUAUAUAUUAUCGUAUAGACAACAAACAAACCGUGCGAGAGGGAAGAAAGAAAAUCUCUAACGGAUAUACAGCUAAAGGAUAGUGAAUCUAUUGUUACUAUAACCGACUUUGAAUAACAAGUGGUAAAUUGCAUUCAUCGACGCUUGGAAUUAGCUAUCUUGAUUAUCUUAAUAUAUAAAAAUUACGUGACACGUUGUUUGUCCGCGAUGGACUCCUAAACUAAUGAACGGAUUUUAAUUUUUAUUGGUCGUAGUCGAGUCGUAAUAAUAUAGUAUAACAUAAAAUGUUAGCUUGUGACAAUAAACUAUAUUUUUAUAAA